Coccidioides posadasii C735 delta SOWgp is the source of this 790-nucleotide messenger RNA. Lineage: Eukaryota; Fungi; Ascomycota; Eurotiomycetes; Onygenales; Onygenaceae. The record is from RefSeq and is a predicted model, not a curated record.
AAUGCCUGCGACACCGCAAACGAGUGAGAAGGACGCGGAGAGAGCCGCAAUCACGGUUCUAAUGUCUAAAAAGCCAAAAGAUUCUACCAAUAACCCAGAGCUAUCGCGAGACAGAACAAAGUUCCCCCGAGCCUUCCAGAGUCGAGAUGCACUGGGCGCCUAUAUCGAGAGACCAGAAUCUUCGCCGGGAAUCGUGUAUCAUACUGACGACUUCGUCGCGAUAAGUGAUCUCUAUCCGAAAGCUAGCAUUCAUCUUCUUCUCUUGCCGAGGGAUCCAUCGAAAUAUCGCCUCCACCCGUUCGAUGCAUUUGAAGACCAUGAAUUUUUGACAAAAGUCCAGACAGAAGCCCAAAAGCUUCGGAAGAUAGCAGCAUCAGAACUGCGGCGUCGUUAUGGCAAAUAUUCUGUGUCGGAAAAGGCUCGCUCGGAAGCCAUGGAUGCCGAUCCCGCUCCCGACGAGCUACCCCCCGGGCGGGACUGGGAGAAAGAGUUAAUGUGCGGCGUGCAUGCUCACCCAUCGAUGAACCACUUGCACGUCCACAUCAUCUCCAAGGAUAGAUGUAGCCCGUGCCUGAAGCACAGAAAGCACUACAACAGUUUCUCCACACCUUUUUUUGUUCCCAUAGAUGAUCUGCCACUCGACCACCACGACGCCAGGAGACACCCCGGAAGAGAAGGCUAUCUCCAGCAAGACUUAAAAUGUUGGAGAUGUGGAUCCAACUUCGGAAACAAAUUUGCGUUACUUAAGGAUCACCUCAAUCAAGAAUUCGAAACAUGGAAGUGCUAUUAG